GAUCGGCCUAUGCGCCUCGUGCUUCUUCAGCCUUGCGCAUUAUAGCCUGAAGAACAUGACGCACGGCUACCGCCAGAGAUGGACACCUGGGUCAACCGGCUGAGCAAAGCUGACAAGGAGAAGAGUCCAAUCCUCGUCAGAGUUUCACGGAAAGAAGGUGGGCAUGACCUUGAUCUUGAUCUUCUCGCCACAGAUGGCGACGCUGCAUACACUGGAAAAGUCCGAGCGCGGAAUCUGAAAAGAUUGCGAGCGAAAAACUAUGACGGUAACGAUGAUGACUGGACAUCGAUCCUAUCUUACGUAUUUGGUGUCAAAACAUCGUCCAAAGUCCCUGCAGCACACCGAGAGAAUCUUGACGUACAAUGUUCUGUAUCUGGCAAAGAUCCUAAUGGCACCCUGUCAAUAAUCCUCCGGAACAAGGUCGAAGAUAUCACUCAACAACUCGGAAGUAUUGAUCUGCCUCAAACCGAAGAGACCGAUGACAUUGACCUGUUCGGAUGGACUGUGCAAGCAAUCGACAAACGAGAUGAGCUGGAACUCACGAACACAGACCUGCAUGAGAAGGUGCAGGCUAAGAAUGAGACUGUGACAUCCCUGCAGAAGCAGAUAGAUGAGCUGGUGCAAGCGAAGGCUGAACAUGAGCACCAGACUCUCGCAAAGUUUGCAGUCCUUUUGAACGAGAAGAAGCUCAAGAUCCGAAACCUGCAAAGAGUAUUGUCCACAGCUCAGGCAGAUCCCAAAAAGCUGAAAGAGCUACAGGCGGUCAUUGGAGAUGAAGCGCCUUCGCGAGGCGGGCGCGGGUCGAAGAGACGAGCAAAGAAACGUGGACAAGAUGAAGACAACGACGACAGUGAAGGCUUCGAGACUAUGGAUAUAGACCCUGUGGUCAACAACCCAGAUAAGCCAGUGUCGCCUGAAUCCGGUCGUUCGACGCCGAGUCGAGCAGCCUCAGAGACUGAAGAUGAAGAGGAGAAUUUAGAUGCUCCAGUCAUGUCACAACAACGACCUCAAACCAGGGCUAUAGACUCUGCAAACAGGAAGAAAUCACCCAGUCCCCUGCCACCGCCUCGGGAACUACCUUUCCAGAGAAAAGGUCAGAGCAAAGGAAGCAAGGUAGAUCCGACGCCUGGACCACUGCCAGCAGGGGAUGAUGACGAGGAAACAGCUAGCGAGAUUGAAGAGUUAUGAGCAUACGAGACAGUAAUGUCCUAUCUUUUGGCCAUGAGGGGAUAUGCAAUGAGA
Molecule: messenger RNA, 1242 nt
Organism: Exophiala viscosa
Lineage: Eukaryota; Fungi; Ascomycota; Eurotiomycetes; Chaetothyriales; Herpotrichiellaceae
Exons: 2
Coding region: 79-1188 (369 amino acids)
Biological process (GO): double-strand break repair; DNA recombination
Cellular component (GO): nucleus
Molecular function (GO): DNA binding
Source: RefSeq, a predicted model, not a curated record